Formica exsecta is the source of this 1938-nucleotide messenger RNA. RefSeq lists its product as uncharacterized. The coding region runs from base 1 to 1938 and encodes 645 amino acids. Gene Ontology annotation, biological process: proteolysis. NCBI's taxonomy places the organism in Eukaryota, Metazoa, Arthropoda, Insecta, Hymenoptera, Formicidae. The transcript is spliced from 2 exons. The record is from RefSeq and is a predicted model, not a curated record. Gene Ontology annotation, molecular function: zinc ion binding; nucleic acid binding; aspartic-type endopeptidase activity.
AUGAUUCCGGAAUUCGACGGAUCGCCAAAUAAAUUGCAAGAAUUUCUGAGCGCGACUACAUAUGCAGUAGAACAUAUUGACCCGUUAGAUGAAGUAACGCUAUUAGGAACAGUAUUAUGCACGAAAUUAAAAGGCAGAGCGAUGCUAGACUUUCAAACGCGUAAAAUUCAAGAUUUCGCACAGUUGAAACAAGAAUUAGAGGUCUGUUACGCAAGCAAAAAGAGUACGACCCAUCUACAAAUUGAAUUUAACACGCUAAAACAGAAAAACGGAGAAAGCGCGCGAACUUACCGACUUAGAGCCGACAAAAUAGCCAUGGAGCUGUACGAAUCGAUGAUGGAAGGACGUUAUCAUACAGUAAAUAAUAAACGCACAAUUAUGGAAAUAAUACAGCAACAAGCCUUAGAAAAUUUCCAAAUAGGAUUGCAAGACGAAAUUAAAACAAUUGUUCGAUCGCGAGGAUAUGCUACGUUGCAAGAAGCAAUAGCAGCGGCCAGCGCGGAAGAAAAAGUUAAAGGACUGUCCGCGACCGGCACGCCAAGCAAAAUCAAUUUUACACCGACCUAUAAACAGGGAAAUCAAACGACUGUAAAAUGUCAAAAAUGCGGAAAAACCGGGCAUUACGGUCGAGAUUGUCGAACUAGUCGAUACGCGAACCGAUUUUCAUUGCCGAAACCCGAUAGACAACCCCACGUAAAUACGAUAAAUAAAUACUGCAAUUAUUGCAAAAAAUCCGGACACGAUCGCGAAGAAUGUUGGUUAUUACACGGACGACCCAAUAGAGAUCAAUCGAGCCGAACCAAACAAUAUAAUUCGCGACCGGAAAAUAAAAACCGCAAGAAUAGCGAGCAAGGAAAAAAGAAAUUUAACUCCGCGCAAAGUAGCGAUGAGGAGGAAAGGAACGAAAGAAAAUCGCACCGACCUGCAAUUGAAUAUCAAGUAUCACACUUUAAAAAUACGCCGCAUAUACAGACAGGAUUGGACCUUGUCACAUUACCAAUGCGAGAAGCGAAACGCGAAAAAAUAAAUUUGCUAUUCGAUACAGGAGCCGCAAUAUCACUAAUUAAAGUGAAACAUUUAAAAGGCGAAACGUUAAUAAAAGAAGAAAAGAUAACGCUCACCGGCGUAACGGGACAUAAAAUAUGUACAAUUGGAAAAUUUAAGGCGACAAUAACUCUGGAAAAGCGCCGAAUCAAGCAUACUAUGUACGUUGUUAAGGAUGACUUUCCGAUAGAAUAUGACGGAAUACUAGGCGUUGAUUUCCUACGAAAACAUCAAGCCACUUGCAAUUAUAAAACAAAGCAAUUAAAGGUAGGACAGCAUAUCUUAAAGCUUUAUCCCUAUCUAAAAGUGACAUUGAAACCACGUAGCGAAACUAUAAUACAGGUCGCUACUGAUAAGAACACGAUAGGCGUGAUAAAGGCAGAAGAAACAAUACCAGGAAUAUUUAUAGGUAAUUGCCUAGUAGAACCUACGAAUUACAUAUGUGCAGCAAGCAUUCUAAAUACAACGGAUAACAUAAUCGAAAUGUUAAUGCCGCAAGAUUUUAGCGACGUGAUGCAUAUCGAAGGAGAACCACUGACGUGCACAGAUACCGUCGCGCAUAAGAUUGCAACGCAAGCAGAUAGCUCACCGGUCAACGUACGGCCUUACCGCCUGCCGGAGAAGCAUAAAGAAGAAGUAAAUCGACAAGUCCGAGAAAUGUUAAAAAAUAAAAUAAUCCGACCAAGCAUGAGCCAAUGGAACGCACCGUUAUUGGUAGUCCCUAAGAAAGCCGAUGCGUCAGGAAAACCGAAAUUACGAGUAGUCGUAGAUUUUAGAAAAUUAAAUGAUCUAACUAUAGGAGAUUCAUUUCCCUUACCGAAUAUAACGGAUAUAUUAGAUCAACUUGGAAACGCCAAGUACUUUACAACUCUGGAUUUAGCAUCCGGAUACUAG